GGCCCGAGUUUCCUGGCUGUGUGAGAGGCCUGAGCCAGCCUCCGCGUCGCCUUUCGCACUCGUUUCAGUGGGAAACACGGGGGCCCUCCCCGCGCCGUCGCCGCACCUCCCGCGGGACAGAGCCGGGGCCGUUAGCCGGGGCCGCAGCCGUGCGGGUGGGGGGGCUGCGGGCAACCGGCGUAGGAGCCGGCGGCCCGGGUGAGCCUCAGGGCACCGCACGGUGUCCGGUGCAGGAGCUGCUGAUAGCCUUUGCCGUGGGUUCCGAAUGAACUGGAAUGAGGGCAAAACUGUGGGAUAUGAGACACCAACAUGAAAUUCGCAGUUACAGACCGUUCUGCCUCGCGAGCUUGAGGUUUGCAGCCUACGCAGUCUGAUAUGCAGUGCUGGAAACGCAGUGGGAGACUUCUUCAUGGGCACACAGACCUAAAUAGCUGUAAAAAUCAACGCCUCCAAGUAAAAGUCUGCUCAGUUUUAGAAACAAGGUUGACCAAGAACUGGAACAAGAUGGUAUCUGUACUCCAAAAUGUCAAGGCAACAAUGGCCUGGCGGAAACACCAGCUUCUAGGUGACUUCGAUGAGGAUGAGAGCCCUGUACCUGACAAAUUCAAGAGAAGGACUUCUUUGAGUUCUCUCAAUACUAUCCGCAUGUCUCUAAGAAAACGAGUACCAUUACAGUAUGUAGAGCUGAAUUAUCGUAGGACCCCAACUUGGGAAAGUCUGGAAGCAAGAAAGAAGUGCCAAACUCUUCAGACUAUUAAAAGAACAGCAAAAAAUGCUUUUGGAACAGUGUCCCAGAAAAUACAAAAGUCUUGCCAAAGCCAAGCAUGCUCGAUGGUGACCUUUCCAGCUGAAUCCAUCAGCAGCAACUCUGCAACCAGUUCUACCAAGAAAAGAAGUAAUACACCUCAUAACCCUUGUCAUAGGAAGAGUGUUACUCCAACAGCCAGUUCAAAAGGCACCCCAAGAUCUAGCAAAAGAGCCUUGCUUGAGCCAACAAGGGCAUCAGAACACAAAGAAGGGAGGGGUUUCUCAUCCUGGCUUGGUAAAGGUGCUGUCUCUCUUCGGAGAUCAAGAAGAGCAGCAGCACUGAAGAGCCCUUACUCAUCACCUGCUUCUGCCAGCAGAAAGAUGCAACACGCAAUAUCAAACUACUACUAUCUAAUGGCACAAAACUUACAGUCUGCGCGUCGACCUCAGAACUUUCUCAAGCUAUUGGAAGGCGAGCGAAGUAACUCCGUUGAGCACUUGGUACCUAGACAGAGGUGGCUGUAACUAUUGUUAGUUUAUGAGCAUAUAUAAAGGAGAGCUCUGUGUAGCACUUGAAAGGGUACACUCUGUACACUGAACAAGCCAUUAUGUUUUAUGAUCUUUCGUGACAAAGCAGCUCAGGACUUCCCUUCCAUUCCUUUCUCUUCUCAAGAGAACAGGAGAAUCAAAGUUGUACCACAGGGUGUUAUCUCCUGCUGUGAUGAGGGACCAUUGUGAAUGUGACGUUCAUAAGGUAUUAAGUGCUUUGAAACUCAUGUUGAUCUGACCAGUGGGAAUGGCCAGAGCAGGGGCCACAGGCUUAGGAAGGGUGAUCACAGGUAACAGUAGUAUUUAGACUGGUAUCCAAUCGCCACAAGUUUUAGUAUGAGUACUUUCUAUACUAAAAGUACCAGUCCAUUAUUUUGAAAGUCUGAAUUUUUUUUUUUCUCUUUACAAAACAACCCAAAAACUAAGCAUCAUGUUUAACUGGAAGUUAAUGAAACAGAAGUGGCUUGUAUGAGUUCUGACCACAACUGCCAUUCCAAGGCAACAGGUUUCUGCGGAGUCACUCACACCACAAGAAGAGCCACAUUAGGACUCUACUUCAUGGUCUUAAGAUUGCUAUUAGAAUAGCUAAUCCUAUUAGAGUUUAUUUGAUGAAGUAUACUAAGUGUUUGAUACCUGUAUUUUGCUUAUAAUUACUUUAAAAAAAACAAAAACCCACAACAUUAAUUUGACAAACCUUUUUUGGUAGGUGAUUCCAUUUAACAAAGUUCAGUCUUUCAAACUAAAGCAAAGAUUUCUCAAGCUUCUAGAAUUCACCAGCAGGGCUGUUUUCCAUGGCAGCAGCUUUGUGCAGGCUUCUUGGAUUCACUCUAAGAUGAACCUUCAAACAAAAGAUUGAUGUGGGAAACUUUGCUCUAUGCUUUUAAGAUGUACAUGUAAUUUAGUAAAACUGUAAUUAUUAAAAUUUUAAUGAUAUUAAGAAAAAAUAUGGGAAGCAGUCAUUUUUAAUUCUGAUUUGUGUAAUUAAUGAUUUUAAGCUUGCUCCCGUUUUUUUCUCAUCAAACUAGACUGCUUUAAAGUAGUGAAACAGUUUAUGAGGGCUGGAAACAUGAACACAAUCCUGACUUCCAGGCUUUCAGGAGACUGAGAGCUUUAGCUUGUGUUAUUUCUUGAUGGGUUUGUGUGUGGUUUUUUUUCUGUUGUGGCUUGAGUUGUGGGGUUUUUUAACCACCUUUCUAUACGGAAUGGUAGCUUGAAGUUUAUUCUUUGCAUGCACUCAAACACUUCUAUAAAGCUUUCACAAAGAUGGUGUCUCAUCACAGAAAUAUUUUCUUAUAUGAGUUUUCAAAAGAAAGGAGGUUUAGAGCUUUGUGAAAAGUCAACCUCCAGUCUAAGUAUUAUUUCAGACAGUCAGAUGUAUUAAACAGCCUCUUUUUAUACUGCUUCCACUGGCUACUAGGACAUGUACAAUGAUUCUCUAAUACUUCCCACAUCACUGGUAAGAAAAAUCAGUGACACUGCUUAAAGGCAAGGAAAUUUUUAUUUAAGUGAGUAGUCUAUUAUAAGAUUUUAAAAACCAGCUCACAUCAAAAUCUAUACCAGUUGUAGAAAUCUUAACUCCUUAUUUCAUAUUAAGAAAUUCAUUAUUGUACACUUCUGAAUCUUUACAAGGCAGCCAUAAGAAAUAUAAACAUUUGUCACCAGAUAGAACCUUCUCACUGACAAACAAUAUUUCAAAGUACGUACUUAAUAAAACUAUAGACUGAAAGAA
Calidris pugnax (ruff) is the source of this 3025-nucleotide messenger RNA. It is a transcript of the gene PIMREG, whose product is annotated as family with sequence similarity 64 member A. The record is from RefSeq and is a predicted model, not a curated record. The coding region runs from base 376 to 1272 and encodes 298 amino acids. The transcript has 4 exons. NCBI's taxonomy places the organism in Eukaryota, Metazoa, Chordata, Aves, Charadriiformes, Scolopacidae.